Westerdykella ornata is the source of this 258-nucleotide messenger RNA. RefSeq lists its product as uncharacterized. NCBI's taxonomy places the organism in Eukaryota, Fungi, Ascomycota, Dothideomycetes, Pleosporales, Sporormiaceae. The transcript is spliced from 3 exons. Bases 1 to 258 code for a protein of 85 amino acids. The record is from RefSeq and is a predicted model, not a curated record.
AUGCCCACCCAAUCCUCGGACAAAGUCCUCUCCAAGCAAGGCGAGCCCAUCGAGGUCGGGGAUCACGUGUACACCAAGAUCCGGGGCGGGAGGCACGAGGGCGAUGUAGAAAAGAUUGUAAGGACGGAGGAAGAGGCGCAGGCAGAGGGGGUGAAGCAUCCGCCCAAGGUCCUCUUCACAGACCAGCGAGGGAAGCACGUAGCCCACAACCCGGGAACCCUGGAGAUCCAGCACAAGGGUGAGGAGGAAGAGGAGUAG